GGGCACCAAGCAGGAAGUGGCUGCGGCGCGGCCCGGGCGCGGCCUCCGCAGGGCGCGCCUCCUUCGUGGCGCCGUGCUGUGCGGCCGGGCCGGGAGGAGGCGGGAGCCCGAGUCCCAGCGCGGGGAGCGAGAGCUAAUGGCGGCGCCUGCGCUCAGGGGCCCCGGAGCCGCCGCCUCGGCCGCCCUGGACGAGCUGUCCCGGAACCUCACGUACGGGGCGCUGGGCGCCGGCAAUGGCUCCCUGUCGGGCGCUUGGUACCGCCGGAACCAGAUUCACCUUUUUGGAGUUUUGCUGGCCAUUUUAGGAAACUUGGUAAUCAGCGUUUCCCUAAAUAUUCAGAAAUAUUCGCAUCUUCAGUUGGCGCACCAAGAACACCCAAGGCCACACUUCAAGAGCGUGCUGUGGUGGAGCGGCAUCAUACUGAUGGCUGUGGGAGAGACAGGAAACUUUGCAGCCUAUGGAUUUGCCCCCAUUACUCUCAUUGCUCCAUUAGGCUGUAUGUCUGUUACAGGUAGUGCCAUUAUUUCUGUUAUGUUUCUGAAAGAAAAUUUGAGAGCCUCAGAUUUACUAGGUAUGACACUGGCAUUUGCAGGAACAUAUUUAUUGGUGAACUUUGCUCCAAAUAUAACUCAGGAUAUCUCUGCAAGAACAGUACAGUAUUCCUUUGUUGGCUGGCAGUUCAUGACCUACGGGGUUUUAGAAAUACUCAUUUUCUGCAUUCUCCUAUAUUUCCAUAAAAGGAAAGGAAUGAAACACAUUGUGAUUCUGCUAACCCUCGUGGCACUUCUAGCCUCAUUGACUGUUAUUUCAGUAAAAGCCGUCUCAGGCAUGAUCGCUUUUUCUGUGACGGAUAAAAUGCAACUAACUUAUCCCAUCUUCUAUAUCAUGUUUAUCAUCAUGAUAGCGUCUUGUGUUUUCCAAGUCAAGCUCCUGAAUCAAGCCACAAAACUCUACAAUACGGCGACGGUGGUGCCCAUUAACCAUACUUUCUUUACAAUCAGUGCCAUUAUUGCAGGUAUCAUAUUUUAUAAGGAAUUCCUUGGUGCAACUUUUCUCACUAUAUUUAUAUAUCUUUUUGGGUGUUUUCUGUCAUUCCUUGGUGUGGUUUUGGUCACAAGAAAUCGAGGAAAGGAACGUCUGCCACAGUCUUACAUUGAUAUUGGACAUGUCCCUGGGAAACAAACAUUGCACAAAAUACAGCCAGAUUCAAACGGCUUAUCCUAUGGAACUUUGCCUGAUGGAAGUGACUCCACAAAGAGCCCGAGUGGAGAGAAGAAAGAGGUCUGAAAUGCCGAGAGGGAUGGCUGCUGGCCUGUUAUUCGAUACCACCUUUUAAAAAAUUGCACAUGUUCAAUUUGUGUCAGCAGCUAUUUUAUGCUGACAUGUGCUCCCAUUUGUUUCAGAGUCCUUUACCCCACCUCCAUGUCUACGGACUAUCAGGGCCUUCCUAAGCUUUGACAGUCUAAUGUGUGCAUGGAAUGUGAUUUGAAGUGUUCCCCACACCCUGGACCUCUCCCUAGUGAUCAUCGAACUGGCUAGGUCUUAAUUAGAGCCUGGCUGCCCAAGCAGGAAUGUCACACAAAAAUGUGCGUUCACGAGUUGGCUGCAGAACACAUCGGUUGCUUUUCCCAUACAGCUUGCAAGGUCAGUUGCUUUGUUUUAAAGGGACACUUUAGCCCCACCACCUCGCUCCUAAACCAAAGGUUUGAGAGCGUUCAUUUUUCCUAAGACAUCUUUUAUGAACCUCCCCAAAAACAUUUCACCUUCCUAUUCCCAGAUUGAGUGGUGAAUCAUCUUUUCUGAAAACUAGGCGUAUCACCAAUAUCCUUUGAAAAUUAAGGGUGUCUUUAAAUUAGAAUUUAUACCCCAUUCUAUGAUGGGGUAUACCAAAAUCAAAAGACCUUGACUGGUGGAUUUUUUAAGCUUAAGAAAGGAAAACUUUAAGAAUUAGUACCAAUUUUUUAAAUAAAAAUGUAAUAGAAUGGUGACGUUUUCUUCAGCUGUACGAUCCUAUUAUACUUGAAUUGAAACUGAAGACAAACUUCAUAUACUAUGCCUCUAUUUGUUGAGAUCUUAUAAUUUAUCAAGUGGGUUUUUAUGUUUUAACUUUUAACACGUCUCAAAGAUCAUAUUUAAGUUCUUAGUGAUAUUUUCACUAACACUCUGUUUCUUCCUCAAGGCAUUACUUCAAGCUUUAGAGUAAAAUUCUUCUAGGUAAAAGAACAGUUACGAUUAGAGAACUGGAUUUCAGCCUUUUCAAAUCUGUAGACAUAGAACACAGCCAAGGGGUCCAACCUAAGUCAAGGGAGGAAACCCAGGUGCUGCCAUGCCCUGAAUGGCUCUUCCGCUGCCAUAGUGACAUAGCUACUAAGAUACAUUUGCAGGUAGAGUCCAUAAUCAUAUCUGUUAUUAUUUAUGAUCUCCUACUAUUUAAAUGAGAAGAAAAGAGCUAGCUUUCAUUAUCACCAACACCAAAUAAUAAGCCCCAUCCUUAAUGACAUUUCAAAACCUUCAGAUCACUUCUGACAGGCCAGUCCAAUAUUAUUCCAGCUAAUUGUCUUGCAUUUGUUUGGUUGUUUAACUCAGAACUAUUGAAACUAUAGUCUUAACUGC
This is a messenger RNA of Orcinus orca (killer whale), 2614 nucleotides long. It is a transcript of the gene NIPAL2, whose product is annotated as NIPA like domain containing 2. The record is from RefSeq and is a predicted model, not a curated record. NCBI's taxonomy places the organism in Eukaryota, Metazoa, Chordata, Mammalia, Artiodactyla, Delphinidae. Gene Ontology annotation, molecular function: magnesium ion transmembrane transporter activity. Bases 137 to 1288 code for a protein of 383 amino acids. The transcript has 11 exons. Gene Ontology annotation, cellular component: membrane. Gene Ontology annotation, biological process: magnesium ion transport.